GAGAGGUAGGAAUUAAUCAUCAUUCUGCCCCGCCAUUCUUUUAGUAUUGUAUAUCUACUCUGGCCUUACGUGGAAAAGAUAGGAAAUGGACAUGGCUCGGAGUCCGUAGAAUUCUUGGAAUAUCUCAGCGAUGUCUAUGUUUGAUUAUUCGGUGAGCUUUCUGGAGAGAUACUGUGUUUCUGGUUACUCAAUUGAUGAUUACUGAGCCAGCCGCAUGCAGACCAUAUUGAGUAAUAUGUUUACCAAACAUCUUCCCGUUUAAUUGCAAGCACCAAAUCAAUCAAUUCAAUCGUCAUAUUUCAAAGCUAUAUACUCGAGCAUGUAUUCUUGAUUCAUCUAUAAAUUCACAAGUGCCACUGAAAUAUCUCAAAAUCAACUCUCAACACUAUUACAAUUCUCUUCUCCCUUCAAGCAAACCCUUUAUAUUUACCAAAUUCCCAAACACAAUGUCAUCUCAUCAAACUUCAAAAAUCUUCAUCAUUGGUGGCACAGGUGCUCAAGGCAUUCCUGUCAUCAAAUCUCUCGUUGCGGAUAAAAAAUAUCAAGUUCGAGUUCUAACCCGCGACACCACAUCUACUAGAGCUCAACAACUUCUUGCUCUUGGAAAUGUAGAGCUCUUCGAAGGUACCUUUGCCGAUGAAGAUGUUCUCCGUGCCGGCUACAAAGGCUGCGAUGGAGCAUUUAUUAAUAUCGAUGGAUUUAACACGGGUGAAAAAACCGAAAUGUUUUGGGCCAUUCGUUCUUAUGAAAUUGCUAUUCAGGAAGGAAUCAAAUUUUUCGUGUAUGGAAAUCUUGACUAUGGGUUGAAGAAAAGUGGAUGGCAGGAGAAAUAUCAUACUGGUCAUUAUGAUGGGAAAGGAAGAAUCGGUGAAUGGAUCUUAUGGCAAAAUCAAAGUAGUCCUAAUGGAAUGGGAGCCGCAUUGUUUACCACCGGUCCGUAUAUGGAAAUGGCCACUUCGGGGCAAACACUCAUGUCACCUAGUGUAGAGAAUGAUGUUUUAACAUGGAGAGUUCCAUUGGGAGAUGGUGCAGUACCUCAUGUGAGUUUGGAAGAUUGCGGACCCUAUGUUCGAUGGUUAUUCGAUCAUUCCGAUCGUAGUAAUGGUAUGGAUCUCGCUGUCGCCAUUGCCAAUAUCUCAUAUUCUGAGAUGGCCACGGCGUUUGAAAAGGUCACAGGUCAUCCGGCGCAAUAUAUCGAUACUGAAUUCGAUAAGUUUUUCGAAAGAUUUGGACCACAGGUUGAUGCGCCAGCGGGAUUCAAUGCGGAUCCGAAGGAUAAGGCAACGAUGACUUUUAAAAGAAAUUUUACGGGUUGGUGGAUGCAGUUCAGAGAUAGAGUGCUGGAUAGAGACUAUACGUUGUUGGAUGAGAUUCAUCCGGGGAGGAUUAGAAGUGCCGAGGAAUUUUUUAGAAGGGAAGAGGAAAGAUUGAGAGAGGAAUCUGGAGGAAAGACUGGGUUGUGGGAGAGCGUACAGGAGGAGAAUUUGAAAGCCGUCUUGAAGGUUUCAGAGGAUGGGUGGAAGGGAAAACUUUGAGGGAGGUAGUUGAUUGUUGAGAGGGGGUUUCUGCGAUCAAUUUGGAAGACUUUAUUUGCGGGGCCUCUCACAGUACUUUGCUUAUUAUUCAUCACUUUAGUCUUUAAAAUCAGAUAUGAGCA
This is a messenger RNA of Botrytis cinerea B05.10, 1657 nucleotides long. RefSeq lists its product as hypothetical. The record is from RefSeq and is a predicted model, not a curated record. The transcript has a single exon. The coding region runs from base 447 to 1535 and encodes 362 amino acids. Lineage: Eukaryota; Fungi; Ascomycota; Leotiomycetes; Helotiales; Sclerotiniaceae.